Messenger RNA from Oxyura jamaicensis (ruddy duck), 1517 nucleotides. Its product is annotated as collagen alpha-1(I) chain-like. The coding region runs from base 269 to 1483 and encodes 404 amino acids. The record is from RefSeq and is a predicted model, not a curated record. The transcript has 2 exons. Lineage: Eukaryota; Metazoa; Chordata; Aves; Anseriformes; Anatidae.
GGGGCCAAGCGCAGCGCCCGUUAGCUGCGGGGUCCCGCGCCGUGGGCUUGGCCACGCGAUCUGCAGCCGCUUCCCCGUGCCGUGGCUGCAGCCGGGGGAGUGCCCGAGCUCCCGGCCGUGCCGCGGGGGUCCCCAAGAAGAGGCACCGGGGUUCCAGCUUGACCUUGGGGCCGGGCACCCACAGCGCUGGAGACCAAAGUGUCCCGUGGAGAGGGGACAGGAGGGUGGCGGAGCUGCGCCCACCCGGGGCUGCGCCGGGAGCGGGGGGAUGACGAAUCCCCACCCUCCUCAAGCUGCCCCUGAUGAUCUCAAAGCACAGGACACGGGUGUCACCACAAGGCCCCCAGGAGGGGACGUUUCUCUGCAGAGCUGGGGACGACUGCAGUGUCCUCACUGGGGACACCGGCUGGAGCAGGGCACCCCUCGCUCCCCGAGGCCACCCCGGCAGGGACUGAGCUGCUGUCACCGUGCUUUGAGAUCUCGUGGCCAGCACCGAAGCCACGAACGCCUGCGGCCGUGUCCCCCCCACGGAGCCCCGCCACACAUGGGGACACCGGGACGAGCCGAGGCGGCCAAGCCGGGCAGCGGGGACAUGCGGGGAGCAGCGGGGAGCGCGCACACCCGGGGGGCAGAGGCAAGGAAAGGGAAGGGGCCGAUCGCAGCAAGCCGGGGCGGACUCAAAGCGUGCGGCGAGGAAUUUAGGAUUGCUGCGUCCCUCCGCCCGGCCCCCCCUUCCCCCUCUCCCCAGGCGGAGCCUGCAAAGUUUGGGCUUGGAACCUCAGCCGGCACCGGGGGAUGCGGUGGGGCGACGCCGGGGGGUGACGCACCCCAGGGGAGGUUGGCGCUGGGGUGCACCGGGGGGGUGCCGGGCACGGCCGGGCUGAGCUGGUCCCCAAAAGCACCGGGAGCCCCAGGACUUUGCCCCACGGUGCUGCAGCGCUGCCCGCUGUCCCUCUGCCCCCUCUUCUUUCCCUUCCCCUGCUCCACCCCAAGGAGCAUCCCCGGGACUCCCCCAGCGCGCCCGAACCACGUGCAUCGAGGAGAGGAAACGCUGAGCGAUGGGGAAUGCUCGGAGCCGAGCACAAACCCUUUGGAGAUGUUUCGGCCCCCAUCUGGAAAUAAAACGGGUGCAGGGGCUCCUUCCCGGCUGCUUUGGCUCGGCUCCGCUGCUCAGCUCGGCUCCGGGAACAAAACCGGGAGCCCCGGGGCCACCCCAGGGACCCGCGGGGGGGUCUGCAGCAAACGCACCCACCAGAAAGGGGGGCAGAAAGGGGUUGUUCCACACCCCCAUCCCCACGGGACCCCCCCCGAGCGUUCAAAGCGCGGCUGCAGCCAGCCCUGGGCACCGCAUCUGCUGAGGUUCCAAGUGGAAAAGGCUCCGGCCCCUUUCCAGGUCUGUGGGAUUUUUGUUCUGGCCCGGGUGCCCCCUCCUGUACCCCCCUCCCCAACCCGCCGGCUGCAGCUAAUCCUAAAUUCUGAGUAGCACAAGCCUGGGGCGGGGGGGGCAGGGGGGGUGA